AUGUGGGUGACACUUGUGAAGACGAGCUUUGUUCUUGGUCGCAUUCUACUUGCUCAUUACAGACUUAAGGCGGCCAAGGCAAGUGUCGAAGAAAUUGAAGGCCUAGCUGCUGAGUUACUUGACUGUCAACAGAAGGAGACGCCGAUAAACUACGAGCCAAGUGGCAUUGCUAGUAUUCACGAAUACCACCUUCAGGUUUUCUACCAGUUUGUUCAACCGUGUUCUGUACGUGUCUCUGAUCUAACAUAUGUCAGCGCGAGUGUGACUGAUCUAUAUCGACCAUAUAUAUUAAAUGCCCCUUCGUCAUUUCCGGAAAACUCCUCUGCAAUCUGGCAGAAAGUUGCCCAGAACCGCGCACGAGAAGCUGUACUGGCUACAAAUCAAGCCCUUGAGAAAAUAAUCGAUCUAGACCUCGUCAAAUCCAUCAAGCCCAUGUUCUUGCGCGAUACAUAUUGGAGCGCUGGUGUCAUGUAUCAACUCUUCGAUCGUGCGCGGGAUAUCUUAGAUAAUCGCAACAACAGGACCCAGGACUUGACAACUACUCAAAAUUUUACUGCUCCUUCCAAUGUGAACCAUCAAGUCUUUGAACAAGAGGGUAACGAACCCACGGUGGAGAUAAUGACAUCCAAUCUUGCACCAUUUAUCCCGGAUGGCGCUAGUGGCGUACUUGGUGCAGAAGACUUUGCAAGCGAUUUCGAUGCAAAUUACUCUACAGAUUUUGACGCUCUUGAGUAG
This is a messenger RNA of Penicillium odoratum, 735 nucleotides long. RefSeq lists its product as uncharacterized. Lineage: Eukaryota; Fungi; Ascomycota; Eurotiomycetes; Eurotiales; Aspergillaceae. The coding region runs from base 1 to 735 and encodes 244 amino acids. The transcript has 2 exons. The record is from RefSeq and is a predicted model, not a curated record.